CUGUUGAACUCGCUGUUUCAUAUAGCAAUAUGGCCGAAAUCAAACCCGACACGGCUCACCAACAGUAUCUCAUCGUGUCGGAACCCGAUAUUUCCGACCAGAAGCCUUCAAAACCGAAACGUUUAGCUUCCCUUGACAUCUUCCGAGGCCUCACUGUUUCUUUGAUGAUUUUGGUUGAUGAUGCCGGUGGAGAAUGGCCUAUGAUUGGUCAUGCACCCUGGAAUGGUUGCAAUCUCGCUGACUUUGUGAUGCCAUUUUUCCUCUUCAUUGUGGGAAUGUCUAUUGCACUCUCUCUCAAGAGGAUACCAGACCAACUUUUGGCUGUCAAGAAGGUGAUUCUUAGAACUCUCAAGCUCCUUUUCUGGGGUCUCCUGUUACAAGGAGGUUUCUCACAUGCUCCUGACAAACUAACAUAUGGUGUUGACAUGAAAGAAAUAAGGUGGUGUGGGAUUCUCCAGAGAAUUGCUCUUGCAUAUCUGGUAGUGGCUCUGAUAGAAAUUUUCUUGAGAUGCGCACAAAGAAAAGAUGUGGCACCUGGCAGGCUCUCCAUUUUCAAGUUAUACUAUUGGCAGUGGCUGGUUGCAGCAUGUGUACUCACUACUUACUUUGCUGUUAUAUAUGGGACAUAUGUUCCUGAUUGGCAAUUUACCGUCCACGACAGAGACAGUAGUGAUUACGGAAAAAGUUUCACUGUAUUUUGUGGUGCUAGAGGAAAACUGGAUCCUCCUUGUAAUGCAGUGGGAUACAUUGACAGACAAGUGUUGGGAAUCAAUCAUAUGUAUCAGCAUCCAGCUUGGAAAAGAUCAAAAGCUUGCACUGAAAAUUCCCCAUAUGAAGGACCUUUCCGAAAUGAUGCUCCAUCAUGGUGCCGUGCUCCUUUUGAACCUGAAGGAAUUGUAAGCUCAAUAUCUGCAAUUCUCUCCACAAUCAUCGGAGUACACUUCGGACAUGUGCUUAUACAUAUGAAGGGUCAUCAAGCUAGAUUGAAGCAUUGGAUCCUUAUGGGCUUUGCCCUCCUCAUCUUAGGAAAUGUUCUUCAUUUCACUCAUGCAAUUCCUUCAAAUAAACAGCUAUAUACAUUUAGCUACGUAUGCAUAACGUCUGGAGCAGCAGCUUUGGUGUUUUCAGCCUUCUACAUCAUGGUUGAUAUCUACGAUAAAAAGUUCAUGUUUCUUCCUCUGGAAUGGAUUGGCAUGAAUGCUAUGCUUGUCUAUGUUAUGGCAGCUGAAGGCAUCUUUGCAGGAUUCUUCAACGGUUGGUAUUACAAGGACCCCCAUAAUACACUAAUAUAUUGGAUCCAGAAGCACAUUUUUGUUGGGAUUUGGCAUUCAAGGAGAGUAGGCAUUCUGCUCUAUGUCCUCUUUGCAGAGAUCUUGUUUUGGGGCAUUGUUGCUGGCAUUUUGCAUUGGUUGGGCAUAUAUUGGAAGCUUUAAACUACCGAUAUGCUAUACUUCUCACAGUGAAUGAGAGUUUUUCUGUACUGUACGUAUUCAAAUUUGAUCUAUUACAUUUACCUAAGUAAUUGCUCAACAGACGGUCAUGGGAAUGUGGCAACUUAUAAGGAGCGUUCCCAUGAAAAUACAUAAUGGGAAUCAAAAUCAGCAUUCAAUCUGAAACAGAAGAAA
Messenger RNA from Fragaria vesca subsp. vesca, 1625 nucleotides. RefSeq names its product heparan-alpha-glucosaminide N-acetyltransferase-like. The transcript is spliced from 13 exons. The record is from RefSeq and is a predicted model, not a curated record. Bases 30 to 1433 code for a protein of 467 amino acids. Lineage: Eukaryota; Viridiplantae; Streptophyta; Magnoliopsida; Rosales; Rosaceae.